This is a messenger RNA of Somion occarium, 1352 nucleotides long. NCBI's taxonomy places the organism in Eukaryota, Fungi, Basidiomycota, Agaricomycetes, Polyporales, Cerrenaceae. The record is from the annotation of a GenBank genome assembly.
ACUUUAGCACUUAUUAUGUGAUCGAUCACAUGUCUUGCCCAAAAGAACUUGAACAUGAGUUGACCAUAACUUCUCUUCUGCCAUCUAUGCACUCCUAACGCACUCCCUCAAUUUGAAAACGUUCGCGUACGAGCUCAUUAGAGGACACAUGCUAUAACAUUGUUUGUUCUGCCUAUCAUGGUUUCCCAGAAGGAUGCUCGCAACCAUGAUCGCACUAGUGAUCAUGAUCUCGAUCCCAUCGACUCGUUGAGCAGCACAAUCGGAAACUAUUCGAAUUCGGAAAACUCAGAAGAGGCCGUAAUCAAGCUCAUUGCCCGUAAAGACGACACCUCCCUCAGUUUCGCCUCCCGAGUUGGGCUCGGCCUUUGCGCCUCAGGUCUAAUCGGAUGCUAUUCCCUCAAAUAUUUUGUGCGACAGUCAAACUUACGAGUGAAGCGACUAUGGUUGGGCAGUGUGUUCGCCGCAACUGCGUAUAACGCUUUCAACAAAGACAAAUUCGAACGCUUUAUUGUCAAAGUUGCGGAACCGAACCAUGAGCUUCACAGCGUGUUUUUGCCUCCGAUGUCUUUAUACUUUGCCUCAUUCGAGCCGCCUACGUUACCGAAAGAUGCGCUAUCUACCUGUAAAGAGAUUCGCAUGAAGUUUGCAGAACAGGAAAGUAUCUCUGCACGAAUAUUGAUGCUUACUCGUACUAUGUGGUGUACUCCAAACACAUGGGCCUUUUGUGCCGUUCUUUUCGGCAAGGGCUUGGGCCAUGGUGCACCUCUAAGUGGGAGGGAUUUUGAUAUUUGUAUCUCUCACUUGGCCAACUGGGUGGAUCUAGAGAAGCCAACUCUUUUUACUCGGAUGCGUAACGCUAUCUUUUGUUCAUGGGUCGGAGCCAUCACAAUCCGGCUGUUCUCUCAUCGGGUGUUGUUUUCACGCCUCUCUGCAUCGACUGCCGUUGCGUCGUUCGUGGCAUGGUUCACAUUGGAUCAUCUGCGACACUACCACCUUUUCUACGAUCCGCUUGGGAUACAAAACAAGAAAAGGAUUGAGGAUAUCUAUAGGAAUCAUCCACUAUUCAGACUUGUUUUUCAGGAGGUUGAUAGAUUAAUUUCCGAGGGCGGUGACUCUUGAGUGUUGUAUAGCUUUAUUCCAAUUUUUCCCUUUACCUAACGGGCUCACGAUGUUGAAAGUUCAUUAUUGAAUGAAGAAUGGAUGCCUUCCGUAGGAUUUGUGGCGAGUUCUAGACGUAAAGCGGACUUCAAACAGAUACACUAGGCAUUGUGUAACAUACGGCGUUCAAGUUGUAGCUACAUUGUUGCAAACCAAUGAGUCAGCAAAUCUUACCAUAAAAGAAGCCCGCCGAG